UCACAGUCUAAUCUACAACACAGUAAAACAAAUCUCUCUAUCUCUUUUGUGAAGCUUUCAGUGAUCGCAGAGAAAACAAUGGCGAACGAAGUGAUCCUUCUUGAUUUCUGGCCUAGCAUGUUCGGCAUGAGGACAAGAAUCGCGUUGAGAGAGAAAGGUGUAGACUUUGAGUACAGGGAAGAGAAUCUGAGAGACAAGAGCCCUCUGCUUCUCCAGAUGAACCCGGUUCACAAGAAGAUUCCGGUUCUGAUCCACAACGGUAAACCGGUCUGUGAAUCUUCCAUCCAGGUUCAGUACAUCGACGAGUCUUGGUCUCACAAGAACCCUAUCCUCCCUUCUGAUCCUUACCAGAGGGCUCAGGCUAGGUUCUGGGUUGAUUUCAUCGACAAGAAGAUGUACGAGGCUCAGAGGAAGGUGUGGGCGAGCAAGGGUGAGGAGCAAGAGACAGGGAAGAAGGAGUUCAUUGAGCUACUCAAGAUUCUGGAAUCUGAGCUUGGAGACAAGCCUUACUUUGGUGGGGAUGACUUUGGGUAUGUAGACAUUGGAUUGAUUGGAUUCUACACUUGGUUCCCUGGGUAUGAGAAGUAUGGUAACUUCAGCAUCGAAGCAGAGUGUCCUAAGCUGAUUGCUUGGGCUAAGAGGUGUAUGCAGAGGGAGAGCGUGGCCAAGUCCUUGCCCGAUUCUGAGAAGGUUACUCAGUUCAUCGCUGAUCUUAGGAAGGCAUUUGGGGUUGAGUAGAUCCGUUUGUUUGUCGUUUGGUUGCUAUCUAUGCUCAGUUCUGGUCUGUUUUUUUUUUGGCUAAGUAAGUUGUGUUCUGUUUUACUUUCGUUUGAUGAUCAUUUCUUCUUGAAUAAUGCUUGAGUAUCUGUGGACUAUGGAGUGGAUGUGGAGAGAUUUGUAUGUCUUGUUUAUAUGCAUCUUAAGCGUGGA
Messenger RNA from Eruca vesicaria subsp. sativa (arugula), 930 nucleotides. The record is from the annotation of a GenBank genome assembly. Lineage: Eukaryota; Viridiplantae; Streptophyta; Magnoliopsida; Brassicales; Brassicaceae.